Messenger RNA from Ylistrum balloti, 6070 nucleotides. RefSeq lists its product as uncharacterized. The transcript has 12 exons. NCBI's taxonomy places the organism in Eukaryota, Metazoa, Mollusca, Bivalvia, Pectinida, Pectinidae. The record is from RefSeq and is a predicted model, not a curated record. Bases 21 to 1400 code for a protein of 459 amino acids.
AUUGUCACUUCACAUAUCAAAUGAUGUCUACAGUACAAUGGAAGAGGUCUCAUAUUGUGGCCAUGGCAGUCUCUGUCGUCUUAGUGAUCUUUAUCCUGUACAGUAGUUCUAGUCACUCUCUAUCUACUGUCCACCCAAAAGCUCCUAGCAGUAAGACAAUGAAGCAGCUUAAUACAGUCUACUCUCAUUGGCCAAGACUACAAUUACCAGACAAUGCUUUGGAUGUAUAUACUAACUUCAAGAAAGAUUGUCUUCAAACAUCAUCAUCAUUGACUAUGAGUCUGGCUGAAAUCCAGCAGAUUAAAAAAGAUUGGUCAAUGGCUACUGAUUCUCAUUGCAGAGAUUUGUACAAAGCCUUUACAUCCAUCUUCACCAUAACAGAUUUCCCUGCCCGAGUGGUCAUACCUAAAACAUACGAGUCUAAAGUCCGUAAAUGGCUUGGAAAUAAUGAUGCUCUCUUUCAAAAUGCCAAACAUCAGACUGUCCUUUAUGUUUACAAUGAAUACACAAAAGAAGAAAAUGUGUUUAACCCACUGCGAGAGAAAAGGCCAAUAGCUAAACCUGAUCAGCCAGAGAGAGAGUACGUUGAAGAACUUUACAAGAAGACUAAGCCUACCUGUGAUUUCUGCAAGUACAAAGAAAAUACUGCAGAGGAUGUGUUCGGACGUAUAGAGUCAAAGCUGUCUUUCUCUGCAGCCAACACGUUCAAGCUUGGGGCGUGGCAUACACUGAUUCUGCCUAAAAAACAUCAUCCCUUGAACUGGACUAAAGAAGAGUACCUUGAUCUCGCGAAAACCUGUAUAAAGUGGAUAGACAAGGCUCACGAACAGAACAAAGCCUUUGUGUACCCUAUGUUGAUAAUGGAUCUACUGCCACAUGGAGGAGCUAGUCAGAUACAUCCUCACAUUCAUGCGUUUCUGGACCGAGACCGAUACCAAGGAGCAAUGGAGAACUGGCGUAUUGGUGCUCAGCGCUAUAGCGAGGACUUUCCAGGCAGGAACUACUUCACUGAUCUUAUAUCUGUCCACUCUGCACUGGGAUUAGGAGUUACCUUUGGAAAGGCUGUUGCUUUUGCAAGUCUUCUUCCUAAAAGGGACAACGAGGUAGUGAUUAUCAGUGAGGAGCCAGGUGACGACUAUUUCAAGCUUAUUUACUUUGUUUAUAGAGCAUUUCUUGAUGAUAUGGAGAAGCUGUGCUAUAGUUCAGGAUAUGCAUUGCCAAGUCUGGACAAGGUCAAUCCAGGCCGUCUACCUGCUUACACCAGGAUAGUGACCCGCGGGGCUGUAGCAAGUGUACGCUCAGAGACAAGCUCCCUGGAACUCUUUACUUCUCAAAAUGCUAAUACAGAUCCAUAUCGGGUGAUUGAUUAUGUGAGGAAAUCCAUUGCCAAGCGAUCAUGACCAAGGAAAAAGAUCUACAGUAUCAUUAAUAUGUUACGAUGAGAUUGUUUUUAUGUAUUUUUCACAACAAAUAUCUAUGCACUGUUAAAAGGGUAACUUAAUCUGAGAGAACAUUGCGUCUUCUAGUGUAACUGUAUAUGAUAGUUAAACAUGAUACAAAUACCCCGGGUAGGUGAUGUUCUUUUCAUAUUGGUCGAUUAGAGUUUGUUACUAUUAGAAUUCUAUAUAAGUUAUGUUAAGGAAGAACUAUGAGUAAUUCAAACCAUUCUAACAAUAUGACAUCAGUUAAAUUUUGAUAGGCAGUACUAUGUUAUGAUGUUGUUUGCCUGUCCAUCAUCAUUUUGAAUGGCAAUCUAUAUAUUUUUAACUGAUCUCGUUGUAACUUAAUAGGCUUAAUAAUUUAUUUGACAUUUUUUUAAUGUCCCCAAAUCACAAGUUUGGGGGACAUAUUGUUUUUAUGUUGUCUGUUGUCAACUUUAACCUUGCCCAUAAAAAUUGCAUUGUAAGAGGUAGGUCUUUAUAUUUGGCAUGUGUGUUCCUUGUGGCAAUACCGUUCUGGUGGUACCAAAAGUAUUGACCAAGUGACCUUGACUGUAAACUUUGACCUACAUUUGAAAGUAACAAAAAUAAAAAAUACUAAGAAGACCAAAAUGUUUCACAAAGUGUGCAUGCAAUUAGCACAUGCAUUACUUAGUACAGCUUUAAUGUCCCACUUCACAAUUUUAUUGCAACUGGGAUCAGUUAUAGUUUUUCAUAUUGGUUUAUUUUGGGGCUUAAUCAUUAUAACUACAGGUUGUAGCUUCUCGAGUGCCAUGUUGAUCCAAAAUUUUCAAGGAGUUAAUUCCCUUUGCUUUUCCUUUCAUUCUUGUCCAAACCUUAUGUCAAAGGUUAACUGGUCUAUAGUUUAAUUUCAUAGGUUUUAUGAUAAUAUCUCUAAAGUUGAUCUUUCUUUGUGGUUUUUUAAUUUAACAGUUUCACUUUCCUGUAUUUUUUAUGUAUAUUUUAUUUUGAUAAAAUGUUUUUCAUUCAGAUAUAAGACUGACGUAUGUUUUCAUUUUGAAUGAAUCUUAUUAUAUGUACAUCUAUCAUAUGGUAUCUAAUAUGUUUUCUCACCUUACAGUUAAAACUUGUCUUGAAAUUCUUGAGUCUAAAUUCUGUUUGAGUCAAAAUAAUCUCCAAGUCCCAAUUUUUUUCCUUCUUUAUCUUUGUUAUUGUAGGUUGUAUGACUUGAAUUUCAUUUAGUCAAAAUUUUGUUAACAUUGCGGUGAAUAUUCAGUCCCUUCAGUUGUAAGGUAAGAGGAAAGUCAAUGGUUCUUUUGUUGUUUGUUUUUGGGUUUUUUUUAAUCAAAGAAAUACUGCUCUGUUGUCAGCAUCAUGCUAAAGUACCAGAGCAUCAUCUGUUUUACAUAGUCAAUCUUUAUUAUACCCCCCACCCAACUUUAACAUAUGUAAGGGAUGAAGGGGGGAUGUAUAGUAUAGUAUUUACUUUGUGCAUCUUGUGUAUGUGGUAAUAAUAUUUUGUAUGACAUAUCUCAUGAACCCUUUGAUAGAUUUAAUUCAUAUUCACACCAUAGCAUCAUCCCACUAAGGUCACCCCUGACCGUACCAUGGCUUAGAGGGAACAAAAGGUGGGGUUGCUCGCUUUCUUUAUAUUUUAAUUUUCUUUUUCUCUUUUUCUUGCCCCCACUCUUAUCGAUUCACAGGAGAUAUUCAUUUUUCAUUAGGAUAAGUUUAUAAAAAUGUACAUAUUUUAAAAUCUAAAAUCACAUUUGCCAAAUUCAGAUUUAACAAUCCUGCAAGCUUUGUAAUUUGCCAUCUAAAUUACAUUGUUUCAUGAUGGUCAGUAAAUGUUUUGUAAACAAACCAAGCAGUAGCAGUGGACACUGCUGGUAUUUUGUUUGUCAUUAUUGUACUGUUCAGUAUUUUAACAGCACAGAGCUAUCAUCAAGAUUAAAGCCAUGUAAAAAAAAUAUGCUCAAAUACUUUGUUCCUGGAAUCAAACCCUGGAUGGCUAGAUGAAAGGCGAAUGUGUUAUCACUGUGUCACGCUUAUAUAUGGAUAUCUGUAAUUAGAGGGCUACACAAAAGAAAUUAUUCAAUAUCCAUGCUGUCCAUCAUAUUGACAUAUCAAUAUGAUGGACUGUAUCAGCAUUUAUAUCAAACCAAAAUCUUCUAAUAAUUGGCCUGAAUAACAAUCAUAACUAACCAAAACAUGAAAAAAUUAUUUACAUACAUGUGAAACUGUAACAGUUCAGUGAUGAAAUUUCCUGGUAUCUGAUCAAAAGACAGUAAUGGUAGAAAACAUGACUCCAUUAGGCACCCAUUAAUAAUCCAUUGGCUGAAGAAAUCAUAUCAAAAUGUUAUAUGAAUGAAUAGCAGAAGGUCAGAUGAUGGCAUGUGAUAUCUGAAAAUGAUUUGUUCAUGUAUGUGGUCAGGCCCAUGAUACUUUAGCUAUCAACUGAUGAGGAAUCACAUUUAGGUCAUUCCUGUAGGUGUACAUGUGUGAUGGGAAAGAAGCUAGUAAGGUGACAUGCAUUCUCAUCUUCAACAUAUGUAUAUGUGCAAAAGAGCCAGUCAUAAAAUAUACAUAUCUAUAAUUGUUUCGAGAGAAACAAUCAAUUGUUGUAUUUUUGUAAACAUAUUGUAGCCUAUUAAUGAAUUUCCUGCACCAAAAUGUAAACAUAAUAUAUCUAUCAUUGAAAUGAUAUGUAGUGGUUACUUCAAAUGAAGUCAUAGUUACCUUUUACUAGAAGCGACACUAUGGGAUCAGAGCUUGCUGUAAAAACUCAGAAGUAUAUAUGUUGGACUCUGUCUAAGCCGGAUAGUGCAAUCCAGAUAUCUGCCUAUUCCGGUCAAAUAAGGAAGUCCCAAUUCCAACAACAUCAUUGGACUCUCUACAAUCCGGAACUCACUAAAAAGCAGUCAAAUUAUUUGGUCCCAAAGAUGCUUGGUUUAGGCAGAUUUUGCUGUAUAUUUUCUGUACAAAUUGAAAGUGUUUGUAAGAGUGCUGAGGAGGAAAAUAAAGGUCUCAAAUUGAAAUAGUCUAGUCCCGAAGGUUAACCAGAUAAAACACUUGUCUUUGUCUUGGUUUUUUUUUUCAUUUACUAUUUUAGUAUUCUUGUGCAAUACUUGUAAUGUCAUACUAUGAUACAAACAUUGAAUAGAAAUAUUUUUUAACUCCUCUUAAAGAAUUUGUUAAAGGAUUUCAUUUCUGUAUAUUUUGCUGUUUAUUGGUACAGUGUAUGUUCAUAUUCUGUUUGCUUUAUUUCCCUGAUAGAAUCAUCUGUAUUAUCAUGCCUUUAGUAUUUUAUGAGAAUGUUAAAGAUUUCCUUCAUUUCCAAAUCAAUGAGGUCAAGUAUAAAAAAGACAUGAAUGAGUUUUAUGUUGUAGCGUUCCAAAAUCAUUGUCAACAUUAUGAGGUUUUUGCAUUGAAUCUGAACAUGAGGCAUCUUUAUUUCACACAAUCUGUGUGUUGUGUACAUGUACCAGUAUUGAUGUUCUGUUCUAAAUUUAUGGAGGGGACACAUACAGAAUGAAUUCACAUGUUGAGUAACAAGAACUGUUUAUAGGUAUGUAUGUGUUCAUAUUGAAGAUGUCUUGGACUGACACUUCGUAACAUUUUGUUAGCUAGAAUGCUGAAGCCAAACAAAUAAUCUCCAAUCCUAGAUUUGGAUUGGGGAAAAUGCAUUAAAAGUGCCAUUCACUUGUGUGUCUUUUCUACUUUUCAUGUGUUAGGUGUAUAGUAAAAGUGAAUGCGAUAAUCUUCACCUUGUCUGCAUGUACCCUCUGUUUGAAGGAGUGUAUGAUUUUUUUGUUUUGUUUUGUAAUUGACCUAAUUGUGUAUGUUUUUGUUUACACAUGUCUGUUUACUUUCUAUUUUUGAUAAUGUCAUCAUGAAUGUCUUCAUUUUUGCAUUGUAGAUAUAUCUAUCAUUAACAGUAUAUUGCCAAUGGCACCCUUGAAUUAAUCAUUAUUUGCACAUGUAAUUAACAAUUUAUCACAUACAAUUAAUCUUAUUUAGUUACCUGGUAUCAUUGAUAUGACUAAGGACUAAUUUUGAUUAUUUAAUGUUAUUGAGCCAUAACACUCCAUUUUUCGUGUUACAGAUCAUCGACUUGAAAAAAGUUUAAAUAUAAUUCUUUUAAUUUGAGCACAGGAUUGCAAUAGUUUGACAUAUAUAAUUGACUCUUUUCUUUCAUAAUUUCUUGCAUCGCGCAUUAACCAAUCCAAUUCAACAUUAGAAAAUAACAUUGAUGUAUUCAUGUCUUGUGAUAACAUUUAAAAAUGCCCAAUAGAAAUGUUUGUUUCGUGUUGGAUUAGAUUGCAACACUGUAUCUUAAUGAUUUGCAAUGUAUAUCUAAAUUGUGUGUUAUAUGUCUAGAUCAUUUACACCUAGCGUGACAGUUGUAUGUGGUCAUGAUUUAAUUAUUAUGAACAACUGACCAUUACAUUCCAACCAUUAUUAUCAGGUACUAUGAAUAAGCAUAUUUGUCUAUUUUAUUUCCUUUGUUUCCUAUCGUGUAACUAUCUGUCUGGUUUUUUUCCCUCAUUUUUUCUUGUUUUGAAGCUUUUUUGAUCUUGUAUGAUGCAGUAGGCACACAUUAUGUAUGACAUAUACCAGUACCUGUGAUAUAACAGUGUUAAAAGUAUAAGUCCAUUGACACAAUAUGA